CAGGGGUUUAGAACAAUAUUAAGGUUUUGAACAUUUUGAAAGUAGUAACACAACGACUGUUCCGCAGUAUCUUAUUCAUUGUAUUCACAGCAAGGAACAAAUGCUUCAAGUAUCUGAACACGACGCAACUCUUCAAGUAUCACACAAAGGCAUUAAAAAAGUUAAGUCCUGGUAAGUUGAAAUCCACCUUGCUCCUGGAUUCAUUCAUUGUUUCACCAAGGAACAUCAUAACUGACAGUCAAAGACAAGGUCCCAUAUUGAGAUGACAAAAAUGCUCGAAACGGAUCUAAGUCCCGUUAUCGCAAUGUCGCGUAAACAUCCAAUGGACGACCGGCACGCGCCUUCGUCGUCUGAUGCUGUGCGGUUUCGUGCUAUACGUGGAGCUCUAUACGCUGUCGGAAAUGCUAUCGACGAAGCUGCUGCGCGUUUCGCGCCUGAAGUGGCGCUAUCUCAACGACAGAAUCGCGAGAAGCGCGACGGCGAGCGUUUUCACCUCACGGUGAUUUCCAGCGUAGAGAUUCCUAUCCCGAUUCAUGGCACACCCUGUCCCGAGCUUGUCUCCAUGCUGGAGCAGGAAGUGGCGAAGCCGUACAAAAAGAAAAAUGAAGGAGUGCACGAUGAGGCUUCGUCUGCCUUGGAGGACAGCAGUUCUGCCACUACUCAUGAGACACAAAUUUUGAGUAUUGACGCGGAGCCGUACUUACAAUUUGACGCGGACGCGUUCUUUCCGAUCGGACUAGGGCGCGUCGGGGAGUGCAGCUUCGUUGUGGUGUCUUUUCCAAGAGCACAAGCGUUCCGUGAAUACUUUGGAUUGCCGAAAAAAGAUUUCCAUAUUACUUUGGGUUUCGGUGCCCGCGGCGAUCUGCAUGAUGUGCCGAAGAACCUUCAUACCCUAGUCCACGGCUCGGCGGGGGUGAAAAUCAACAGAGCUCCAAGUAUCUUUUCUCUGUUAAGGAGUUAUCCGUGAUCAAUUUUUCUUUUGUACAACUCGUUUUUGCUGGUGGAUUGUGAUAAACAUUUUCAAUCAACAUGUCUAUGGUAAAGAUAGCGGCUAUGUGCGAGAAAUGAUGACCUCCCUUCUCUACGGAGGAUUUUCUCUGAACUCAUUCCGGGUUAUGAGAACUCACUGAUCGUCUGCAGUUCUGAUCGCACCGGCCCGAUUAAAUAUCUCUACAGUCGCAGUUACUUAAGUGUUUUUUCGUCAAGAAGGUACAGCAAGUUAUUUCGUACAUCAGCAGGUCUGAUCCCUGAGCGAAUGUUAGCUUUGGCUGCGCAACGCGGUGUCUCCGAGAGUAUUUCCAGCGAUCUGGUGGCCGCAGUGAACGCUCUUCUCAAUAUGCAGGAAGAAACUACAAGUACUGACGUUGCGGAAUCAAAAAAUGAGAUCUCGGCUACAGCUGCAACAAGUAGUCUAGCGCCGCAUUGUCGAAGGCUCCGUGCGCUGUUCCACCACACCGCUGCAAAACUGGCGGGGAGACUACAUCGCUACCCCGAAGUACUCCAGCACGCAGAACAAGUUCUGGAGAUUCGUAGCACUGAUGCGGAGGCGAUCGAACUGAAGGCAUUUGCCCUCUUUCGCGUCAGUGGCGCAAAGCCGUGUCUUGAAUUCGUGGAAGAGGAGUUGGAAAAAAUGUCUCUCGGGCAUAGAGCUGGAGAAACGCUCCAGAAGCUGAAGACAAUGUGCGAAAAGAAAUUACAAUCUUCGAGCAGCGCUGGACAAGCGGACAUCCCAACUGACUUCCUUGCGAAAAAAUAUCCUCGCACUGUGCAUUUGAAGAAUUUGGGUGCCGCGACCGAUGACGACAUCGUUGCAAAGCAGCAGGACGAGGCUCUGUUCGUGCGAAACGGGGAAGUGUAUUUGGAGGAGAAAAUUGAUGGUGCGAAUAUUGGCUUUUCUCUACAGGACUGGCAAAUACGAAUCCAAAAUCGAGGACAUCAAGUUUGCAGUACGACCAGUGCUCAGUUUGCCACUAUCGACACGUGGGUGGACGAGCACCGAGACGCUCUGUUUUCUUUGCUUGGAAAUCAUAACAGCACCAAAAAUGGUGCUGAGCAGAACAAUGGCAACUCACCUUACGUCCUUUAUGGCGAGUGGUGCUACUUGAAGCAUUCAGUUCACUAUCGGCGCAUGCCGGGACACUUUGUCGCCUUCGACCUGUGGGACGGAACCAAGUUUCUUAGCCGAAAACGUUUUCACGCGGCUUUGCAGGGGACAGGGAUUCCCGCGGUGCCCGUGGUGUUCAAGGGCGAGCUUUCAAGUAUUCGCUACGUGCUCGAAACCUUUAUGGGCGUGGGCAACAACGCGCCGUGCCUGUCGCGUUUCGCGCCAGGGGAGGACGCCGUUCCCAUUGAGGGACUGAUGCUUCGCAAGGACGACGAUAAAUGUGGCUGCUUAAAGCACCGUAUGAAGAUGGUACGGAGCGAAUUUCAACAGGGUAUCACGCAGUUCUGGACACGUGGCAAAAGCGUCAAACAGAUGAUCGACUUCGAGUUUCAGGCAGAGUGGUUAGCUACUUGUUACUCUGAAGCCGACCUGUUGCCACUAGAAGCGGAAACUGAAGAUGAUCUUCCGGCCGAGGGCGAAGAAGAGAGGCAAGAACAAAGGGUUUUCGGUGUACUUGAGAAUGGUGCCGUUCCAAAACAUGAAACGGAGGAAAAAAGCGAGCAAGUGGAUGCAGCAAGCAGCGCAGCGAGUGCUGAAAAAAUCGCAAUGAAGACGAACAAGUCCGACGUACAUCCACCCAGGAACAAAAAAAAAGAGGAACACUCCGCUUUCAAUGGAGCCCCGCUGAAUCCGCGUGCACGCGUCGACUCACCGUUUUUGAAUGUUCAUAUGAUGCGAAACUUUUCCCAACUUUACCCAGGAGUUUUGGUUGGCUCAACUCCUUACACCCGCGCACACAUCGACGCGCUGCGACACGACUAUGACGUACAGCUUGUUAUCACACUUACAGAGGAAACGCCCUUGCCAGAAAAAUGGUUCGCAGAAGGUGUCAGCACGCUACUGCCAGACGGAAAUGAAGUGCCGGGUAUAUGCGUACCCGAAGAUGAGUCGUCAGAGAUGGCCCAGAUAGUGGGCGCGGCCUGCUCGUCCUCCUCCUCCUCGAGCCGACAGCCAAGCCGCUUCGCGCCGCUCCAACGGGAAACCGCUAAUGGGACGCAGAGUAAAGGGAAGGGCGCGGGAAAGGCUGAGAAAAAGGCAGUGCACGCUAAUGGCAGAGACGGCAAAAAUCCAAAGGGUGGAGUGACUUUGUUGAUCGAAGGAGAGGACGGAAACGACAAGCAACUCGGCGUUGCUGCAACGAACCUCUAUGUGCCGACACCGAACUACUUCCCGUCUUCAACAGAGCAAAUCGACGGGUGUCUCGAACGCAUUCAGGCGAUCGUUGCCAGUGGGAUGAAUGUGUUUUUACACUGCGGCGGUGGCAAGGGUCGCGCAGGCACGUUGGCAGCGUGUUGCAUGUUGCGCUUUGGCCUUACUGGACAGCAACUUAGAACUGGCGCCGCGUCAAAGUCCUUUGCUUUCCCGGAGUCUGCUGAAGCGGUGCGUCUGCUGCGAGCGCAGCGACCGGGAAGCAUCGAGACUGACCAACAGGAGCGUUUCGUCCGCAGUUAUGCGCAGCACUUAUGGGCGAUACUUCCGGAAGAUGAUCAUGUUGGCGCGGAUCAUGAUGAAGAAGCGCAUACAAAGGAAAGUGGACUGCAUGAUGGUGCUGCAACCACAGACGCAUUGCCCGCCGUGACAUCAUUGAAGAAAUGGAAACCAUCGGCGUUGCAGCGAACGAAAUCCCUUCAGAAGGAAGAAGAGGACAGCUUGUUGGCGGAUCUUGAAGCAUUGUCUGGAGAGACACAAGGGAAGUAUCCCAGCACACCGUACUUGCCGUUUUCGCCGUCGCUCGGAGAUAGCACAGACACUGCGUUAUCGCAUGCACAGGCGGCGAAGUUCUUGCGUAUUUUUAUUGAAGAUUCCAAGAGUUCGAAGGGCGCUGUAACUUCCACGCCCCAGCAGAAUAGAGAUGUGGACGCGAGCAUACAGGAGAUCAUUAUCACUGAAAAACUGGACGGAGGCAACUGUUGCAUCAAGGAUGGCGGAAGAGUGUUCGCGAGAACACACGCGGCACCGGCAUCCCAUGAGAGCUUCGAUCCCAUCCGCAGCAUGCUACGAACGACUCUCAUCGAAUGUGGCGGUGGUGCCAAGAGCGCGUCAUCGAGCAGUGAUAAAGCCAAGGUCUUCAUGAAGCCGCUUUUGAGCGUGCUGCAACGGGAAUGCCCCGCCUCUUUGGAGCUCUAUGGCGAGAACCUGUGUGCGCGUCACUCGAUUGAGUACACGGGCGGUGUGUGUUUUCCGUUCUAUCUAUUUGCUGUGCGGCUCCACGGUGUGUGGCUCAGCUGGGAAAAAACAGAACAGAUUGCACGCAAACUGCGCUUACCGCUUGUCCCUGUGCGCUAUCGCGGUCCUGCGCUCGGUCUCAACGAAUUAGAGCGCCGCAUGCGGGUAUGGGCAGCCGAAGAGAGCCUCUUAGUUCAGGAAGCGAAGUCCAUGUUUUGUAGCGGUGAGGAUAGAACAAAGCGAGAUGUCGACUCCUCGCUGAAAUUUAAAACAACUACAGCAGAUGCAAAGUUGAACAUAGAAAACGAAAACGAAAAAAUAAGCGCUACUGGUGAUAUUACUGGUGGCAAGAAUACAAAAGGUGUGCAGGAGGUAAAAGCCGCGGCGAGUAGAAAUAUCCUUCCCGAAGGAUUUGUUGUGCGUUCGGCUGGGGAGACUGCAGACCUUUCAAGCGCUAUGGCGAAGUAUGUAAGAGCCAAUCAUAUCCAGACUGGUCCGGACUACUAUCGGAGGGGCAGGUGGAACCGCCAGCAAGUGUUGGUCGAGAGUGUAACUGACUUCGAGGACCAGACAGGCCGUUCGUAUGAGCCUUACACGGCAGCUCGAUCUGAAAACACGGGAAAUGAAGAAGAAGGAAGCGCUGCAUCAGCCGCGCGAAUAAGUUGCAGCAACGCACAACACGCACCUGGUGCGGACGCGAUGAUCUCAGCAGGCCAUGUGCAAGAAGCGGGUGGUCAGAGACAAGAGCCAACGCCCGCAAGAACUCUUGCGGAGCGUGGGAAAAGUAAUAUUCCAUACGACAUACUUGUCCUUGUUGGACUGCCCGGAUCGGGCAAAAGUACUUUCGUGCACCGAUUACGCCAGUGCGCUGCUAGCACCGGCGAUUUGAAUGUUCGCGUUCUUUGUCAAGAUGAGCUAGGCCGUGCCGCGCUGGAAAAUGCAGUCGGUGCUGCAUUCAAGGAAGUCGACAGCAGCAAGAAAAGUGCAAGAGGUACGACCUCCGCGCUCGGGGGAAACAAGAAAGGUCUAUUGGUGAUAGACCGCUGCAACCAGCUGGUAGCGGAUCGCACGCGUCUGCUAGAUCUGUGUUUUCGGCCGCAGCGCGCAGCGUGUUUGCAUUUCGAAGCAAGCGCCGAGGAGUGCACACGCCGGGUAGCACGACGGUUAGAUCACCCCACCGUUCCUUUCGGACGAGGAGCCACGGUAGUGGCGUCCUUCGCGCGGCGUGGCUUUGAACCUGUAAAUGCACAAAAAGAGGGCUUUGCAGCAGCGUUCACACUGCAGACCGAAGCCGACGUGGACCCAUUACUCAGGAAAUGGUUCAAUUCCAGCAAUAGUUCGUCCAGUUAUAAGCCGACAUUAGUCGGCACUGAUAAAAACUCUACCCUGCACGAAUCUCGGAAGACGGACGCACUUCGAAAUAUCUUGCAGGACACAGCGCUGACGCAUAUCACGGGAGCUUGGCCUCCUUCCGAAGCGUACUGGGUCGCGGAAGAGAACACGCUAGUAUACGUUCACGUUCACUCUGCACUGUCCGACAGCUUUCCGCGUGAAGGGCGUUGCACGCUUGGUUCGCUCGACAGGCCACUUUCUGCGACUGGGGUCGCAACAAACAUUGGUGGUGGGAGUGCUGGAAAGCUUGACGAUGAGAAACCACUACGCUUUGCAAAAGAUGCAGUAGGGGUAAAGGUGCUGUUUUUUGAUGAGUAUACGUGGCUUGAUUCAGAAAGACGCGAGCAAGUUGCAUAUGCGGGGUUGCUUGAUCUUGCGCCUUUGUGGCUUUCCAAUCGCGAAGUUGCUUGA
Molecule: messenger RNA, 6133 nt
Organism: Amoebophrya sp. A25
Lineage: Eukaryota; Dinophyceae; Syndiniales; Amoebophryaceae
Source: the annotation of a GenBank genome assembly